Molecule: messenger RNA, 1756 nt
Organism: Ziziphus jujuba (common jujube)
Lineage: Eukaryota; Viridiplantae; Streptophyta; Magnoliopsida; Rosales; Rhamnaceae
Product: protein TIFY 6B
Exons: 7
Coding region: 272-1444 (390 amino acids)
Biological process (GO): regulation of defense response; response to wounding; regulation of jasmonic acid mediated signaling pathway
Cellular component (GO): nucleus
Source: RefSeq, a predicted model, not a curated record
GUCAAUAUCUUAUAUAAUACUCUGUGUGAAAAAAAUCUCUCUCCUCCUCUUCCUCUCUUCCUUUUGCUAUAGUUGGAAGCUUUUCUUUGUUCUCUCUUAACUCUCUUUCUCUCUCUCUCUGAGUUCAUGUUAGACAAAGAGGGUUUGUGUUGUAGGGAAAUUUGGUGGGUGGUGAAGAAGUGGGUCUUUUAGCCUGGUUUUGAGUUGGGUUUUCACUGAAAUUUGUUGGUUUUUUUUUUUUUUUUUCUUUUCCGAGUGAUUUUGGUCUGAGAUGGAGAGGGAUUUCUUGGGUUUAAACUCAAAGGAGCCAGUGGUUGUGGUGAAGGAAGAGAUUCAUAAUGAUUCCUGCAAAGACCCAGGAAACACUAGAGGUUCUGGUAUGCAAUGGCCUUUCUCAAAUAAGGUCUCUGCCCUACCCCAUUUGAUGUCUUUCAAGAUGGGUCAAGAAGAUAAGACUAGAAAGAUGGUAUCUGAGCCCCUUAUGUCUUCUGGGUUCUUACCUAUGGCAACUGCAGAUGCAUUUGAUUCUAGUAAAAAACGCUCUAUGAGUGAAAUCCAGAAAUCCUUCAAUCACGAUAGGCAAGGUGGCACUCACUUUUCCCUGACAGCUUAUCCUGUGCAACAUGAUAUGCAUUCUGUGCACCGUCCUCAUGAUGUGAAGAUGCUUUCACUUUCCAAUCCAGCAGUAUCUGUUCCUAUGGGUUUUCCUGCAGCCGGUCAGAAUUUGGCUGCUGGAACUGUGAAGCAACAAUUACUAGGAGGAAUUCCUAUUACGUCUCAGCAUCUAGUUCUUCCAAGUGCUGGUUCAAUUGCUGGUAUCACUGAACCAUGGAACAAUGUCAAGGCCCCUGGGUCUCCUCCUCAAUUGACCAUCUUUUAUGCGGGUACUGUGAAUGUCUUUGAUUGUAUCUCACCUGAGAAGGCUCAAGCUAUCAUGUUCUUGGCUGGAAAUGGUUCUUCCAUGGCCUCUAAUGGAGCAAACCUGAAAGCUCAAGUUCAGGGACCUAGCUUAAAGUUGGCAGCAGCUGAUGGUGUUCCGGUGAAUCAGCCCAUAAGCACACCUCAUUCUGCUCUUUCAAGCCCUCUAUCUGUUUCUUCACAUACUGGUGCCCAGUCGGGGAGUGGAUCCACAAGCACUGAUGAACUGAUGGCUGCUAAACCCACUGGAGUUCCAAGCUCUCCUGUUAGCAAAGUGGAGCCGCCAAAAAUGAUCAAUGCCGUUGGGUCUGUUGCUGCAAGUCCUAUGAUGCCUUCAGCUGUUCCACAAGCUCGCAAAGCAUCCUUGGCUCGGUUUUUAGAGAAGCGCAAGGAAAGGGUGAUGAGUUCAGCACCUUACCAGCUGAACAAGAAAUAUUCAGAAUGUGCCACCCCAGAAUCUAAUGGUGCAAACUUCACUUUAAGUUCUGUUGCAGAUUCCCUACGCAAGCAAGGAGAAAAUCUGUGAGGAAUGAAGCCAUAUUUGAAAAGAAGUAUGCCAAAUUUAUGUAGGAAACAAAUGUUUCUUAUUGUUAUUCAAGAAGACUUAUAUUUGCUGUCUCAGAUUUGAAGUCCCAGACUUUCUAAUAUAUAGUUGGAUGUAGGGCUCUUUUUUGUCUCUUUAUCUUCUAUUGUUUUGAAUGUUAUUAUGUUGGUCGGAUUUCUGUUUCCGACUUUAGAACUGCAGUACCUUUGUGUAACUAUUUUUCACUCUUUUUUUACAUUGUGCAAAUAAGAACCAGAUUAAAAAUAUUUAUAUAUAUAUAGAUCUUCCCAUUCA